Molecule: messenger RNA, 3103 nt
Organism: Brienomyrus brachyistius
Lineage: Eukaryota; Metazoa; Chordata; Actinopteri; Osteoglossiformes; Mormyridae
Gene: stx6
Product: syntaxin 6
Exons: 8
Coding region: 188-958 (256 amino acids)
Biological process (GO): Golgi vesicle transport; vesicle fusion; intracellular protein transport
Cellular component (GO): synaptic vesicle membrane; endomembrane system; SNARE complex
Molecular function (GO): SNAP receptor activity; SNARE binding
Source: RefSeq, a predicted model, not a curated record
CUGACCUUCGACCCGGAAGGAAUCACGCCGGGCCGUGGGAGCUUGGAAAGGGGCUGUUCUUGUGUAAACAGGGAGUCGCAGUGGCGACUGUUUCAUCGCAAAGUUAACAUUCAUCAACUUGGCCGUCGUGCCCCGUUGUUGGAGUAUGAGGUUACGGAACAAACUCUACGGAAAGUGAGUUGCAAAAAUGUCGAUGGAGGAUCCGUUUUUCGUCGUGAAGGGGGAGGUGCAGAAGGCUGUGAAUACAGCCCAAGGGCUGCACCAGCGAUGGACUGAGCUAUUGCAGGACCCUUCCGCUGCCACCAAGGAAGAGGUGGACUGGACAACCAAUGAGCUGCGAAACAGCCUGAGGUCUAUCGAGUGGGACCUGGAAGACUUGGAUGAGACCAUCAGCAUUGUUGAGUCGAAUCCCAGGAAGUUCAACCUGGAUUCCUUGGAGCUCAGCAAACGGAAAGCCUUCAUCACAAGCACCCGGCAGACAGUGAAGGAAAUGAAGGACAGCAUGUCUAGUCCAAGAGCCCAAGCAAUGCCGGAGAAAAAGGGCAGGCAGACCUUGCUUGGGGAUGGCGGUUCUCAAGGGCCACAGUGGCAGCCGGGGCCGGACAAGUACAGCCGGCUGGACCGUGAACUGCAGACCGCCAACUCGCAGUUCAUUGAGGAGCAACACACGCAGCAGCAGCUGAUCGCCGAACAGCAGGACGAGCAGCUGGAGCUGGUGUCCGGCAGCAUCGGGGUCCUGAAGAACAUGUCACAGCGGAUCGGCCAGGAGCUGGACGAGCAGGCAGUGAUGCUCGAUGACUUCUCCCAUGAGAUGGAGAACACUCAGUCACGGCUGGACAACGUCAUGAAGAAGCUGGCUAAGGUUUCUCACAUGACCAGCGACAGGAGGCAGUGGUGCGCUAUCGGCGUCCUCCUGGCCAUUCUCUUCGUGCUCCUCAUCCUCUUCUUUGCUCUGUGACGACAAGCCCCCCUCCCCCCCACUGACCACGCAGCCCCCUGGCACAGUCUCAACACUCUCCCUUCCCAGUUUGCUGUUGGGUUCACAAUGUCAGGACUGGGAAGAGAGAUUUUUCACCUGCCUCCCAGUCGGGUAGAAUAAUGGCACCUUCUGAUUCUUUCAUGCGACACGGUUUCACGUGAAAAAAAAAACACUCUGGAUCCUGUUGACAUCAUCUGCUUGUGGGAUAGUUUGGCUUCUGCCUACUCCCACCCCCCGCCCCUUUACAGCGGCAAGCCGAGCUGUGUGUCUGUCAGGCUUGAUGGUCAGCAGCUAUGUAACAUUUCCAGGCAAGUCUCUAACAUCUUCUGCAGGUGGCCCAGGAAAGCCAUUUUAAAAACCUUUUUUGAAUUUGUGUUUGUUCACAGGGUGCUUUCGUUAGACGGUCUUACUUUUCAGUUCUGAAAAUGUGUGAAAUGUGUGACUCUGGGUUCGAUUGGCAGAGGGGAAUAGCACGCAGCCACCUGUCUCCAUGGAGAUGCGGCAUUCCGAACCCUCGCCUGUGGUCUGUCUGUCCUCCUGAAGCACCCUAAUCCCAGCUCCGGAAGAUGAUGGGGAGCUGUGCGUGCGUGUGUGUGUGUGUGUGUGUGUGCGUGCACGUGUGCCUGUCAGCACUGGGAUGUUUGACAGGAUUAGGUCACCGUCAGUGAGCAGGCGAAUCGCUAACCUCACUAACACUUGACUUCUGGAGUGUUUGGGCUCCAGUUGCUAGAAACGGUCUAGUGCACAGAAGGAGCGUAUGAAAUAUGCUGAGCAUAAAAUUGAGAAACAGCGUUUGCUCUUCAAGAGUAUUACUAAGAGUAUUACUACUGCUAUAGGCUGCGAUGGGGAUUCGAUGACACCGGUGAGGACAGUCUGCUGUGACCUUGGCGUCACGCUGACUCACCUCUGGAAUUCGCUGGUCAUGACCAGCAGGAAACGUUAUGACUGUAUAGUGGCCUCGCCUGUCCCCUAACAAGCGUCCACAUAGUGCGUCGUCAUUGAGGACCAGUCAGUAAUGCAUCUUAUGACAAAUAGGUGGCGCUGAUACUGGGUUUGGGCCUGCCCUUGGUUUCUGUUCUUCCCCUGCUUGUGUGGACUUCCCUCCUGUGGAUAUAGCGUGUAGUUCUGUGUUUGAUUGUGUGCCCUGCAGUGGACUUGCAUCCCACGCCGGAUAUACAAAAACACUCUCUGGUUUUCUUUAUCAUUAUUAUUUUUUUUUAAGAAGAACCAGGGCUUGCAAAUCAACACAUGUUUGCGGAUAUUGGAGGGGGGGGGCGGGGGGCGUGCCACAGGUGUGGUGCCUCCUGUCUCCUGCAGGGGGAGAUGCACAGGGGAGCCGCACUGCUUGGCCCUUAUUCCCGGAGCUUGAGGCACCACCCAAGUGCAGCUGGGGCUUCACUGGCGUCAUGGCUGUGGUCUAUGGGGGUCACGGGGUAACACUGCGUAGGGGGCAGAGAGCGUGUGAGUUUACACCCUGAUCUGGUCUUGCUAAGGAGAUGUUUUCUGAUGGGUAAAAUCAGCCGCACUCUUCUGAAUGUCCUCGACAUAAAGCCACUUUAACUAAGUGUGUCAGCUUGCUGAUUUGUUUGUUUGUUUGUUUUUGUUGUUCUUGGUCGAUUUUUCUCUCUUUUUAACUUUAUAAUCCCUGUUUUAAAAUUGUUUGCGUUUCCAGGCUCUCCUGAUGUGCCCUGAUGCUUUUCCCAUUAUGGAAAGAAAUUAUUUUUACAAGGAAAUAUGACGAUGAAAAUGUGUUGGAGUUGGUGACUUUUUUUGUAAAUAUGAGACUGAUGAUGGAUCAUGAGGCAAAAUGAUAUUUGGACAUCAGCCGUAAUGUCAGAGGGGCAUCAUUGUCAACUCAGUUGUACACUUCUGUUUGUCUAGCGUGCCGUUGACGAAUGAGGACAGAGCAUAUGAGCAUUCCACCUGUCAUUAAGGCUUCUGUUUGUGUUUUUGUGUGUGUGUGUGUGUGUGUGUGUGUGUGUGCAUGCACUUGCGUGCACACAGUUCUUCCAGCCAUUUGUCUCUGAAACCCUUUGACCUCUGGAUGAUGUGUCUAGUUGAUCACAAGGUUUGACUUCUGAAAAUUGCUGCAGUUGUCAUCAUUAAAGUGUUCUGCCCUUCUGA